Molecule: messenger RNA, 1752 nt
Organism: Angiostrongylus costaricensis
Lineage: Eukaryota; Metazoa; Nematoda; Chromadorea; Rhabditida; Metastrongylidae
Source: the annotation of a GenBank genome assembly
AUGAUUAUAUCUGAGCUGCUACUGCUACUGUUAUUACUAGUGUCAUCUGCGAGCGCCAACUGUAACAUAUGCUCAUUCCAGCACGAUUAUUACAACGAUUCUCCUGAAGAGAGAUCGGAAGACAGGGUGGGAAUUGUUGAAACAACUCGAGUGGAGGAAUGCUGUGAGGGAUACGAAACACGAGAUAUAUUUAAGCAUGGAUGUCCAAUAGAGUCACCGGUCCGAACAAUGCAUGAAGUACUUGAGCGUGUGAACUCUUCUUUGUGGCAGCUUGCUAAGAACGGUGGUGUUGAAGAUGAACUCGGAAGAAACAACAUCACGGUUUUUGCCAGCUCUGGAAACGAUAGCCCGCCAGAUGACGCCAGAUCAUACGUGAUCAACCGAAUUGUGCCAGGAAUACAUCGAGCCUAUGACUGGACAGACGGGACAGUGCUGAAGACGACUGGAGGUGGAGACCUCAUCAUUUCUCAGUCGCAAGACGUAUUCGGAUCCGUUAGGACCUUCGUGAAUUGCGUGCCACUGAACUCGUCCAGUGAUCGCGCUCAAAACGGCCUCGUGCACGUGGUCGACGGCGAUUUGAGGCCAGCUAAUGACACGCUGUUGUCUACCCUUGACAAAGAUCCCCGUUUCUCUUAUUUUUACAAAUUGCUCUCUGAUAGGCUGUCCAAAUUGUUAGCAGAGAACAAGAAUUUCACUGUCUUCGUUCCAUCCGAAAAAGUGUUUUCUUCAUUGUCGGACUCACUUCUCAAAGACAUCAAGGCCGGUCAAGGUUGUACAUCAAGUUUCGCUCCAAGUCACAUUGUGGAGGGUUCAAUCUGUUCGUCCGAGUUGUCGCAUCAUCGACUAAAAUCACUUGCUGGUAGUGAAAUCGACGUCAAAAAUGGUAAACGAGCGACUUAUGUUGGACGAGCACGACUCGUCGGCGGCGACGUAUAUACGAGAAACGGUGUCGUGCAUAUCAUCGACGACAUACUCGUCAACGACGAAUUUCUGUCGUGGAAGGAACACCUAGAGAUAUACAAUCCACAUCUCAGCGAUGCUCUGAGUGGUGUUGUGAAGGACACCGCUAAACUAAUCACGAUAUUCGUACCACCUGUCAGCAACAAAACAAUAUCACCUGAAAUUGCGAAGAAUCACAUCGUGUCUGGUGAUGUUCUGGAGGAUUUCCGACGUCCAUCGAGUAUUGAAACCGACGCGAAAUCCGAGAUGUUCACUGGAUAUUCACCUCGUACAUCACCAAUCUGGGUCCGAUUUUCCAUGGGGCGUUUUCAACGGCAGCUAGGUCAACUAGGAUGUACGAGAAUUAUUCGCGAUAGUGUUAGAGGAUGUCAGUCGAUUUUACACUUCAUUGAAAAGACAAGCUCCGUGAACGGUUCACUAACGUCCAAAGAGCCAAUUACCGUGUUCAUUCCGUCCGAUGAUGCGUUUUCAAACAACGAGUUCAAGAAACUUCUUGAUAAUUCGAAAUUAUCUGAUAUUUUUGUGAAGAGAUAUAUUGUGAGCGAGCCAUUAUGCGAAUCCGACAUUCAUCCUCAUCCUGCUGAGAUUCGAAUCCAGCCUCAUGCAAAUUUGAAUGGAGAGCCACUCAGACUUCGGAAGUUUGGUGACGAUACGUUCGUAGAUGGAGCCAAGAUCGAGAUUCAGGAAACUGGGAAAAGUGCCUAUGAUGCCACCGCCGAGAAGCUUGGCGAGGCACGAGACUAUAUUGGUGAUAAGCUGCACGGAGGUGCUGACGCUGUGAAGGGAAAGUAG